AUGCAAAGACUGCUCAUAAAUUUAUAUUCAAUUAUAAUUUUUUUAUCAUGUUAUCUAAAACCAAUAAAAGCUGAUGGAAGCACACUGUUAGGUUGUUAUUCAAGCUUGCCAUCAAGCUUUGAAUUAGGUGAUUCAUAUAGCUAUCAAUCAAGUUCACAUUGUCAAGGAAAAUGUGAAGGUUAUUCAUAUUUUGCUUUAAGUAACCAUGCACUUUGUUAUUGUGGUAAUGAUAAUCCUUCAACAAGUGAAUCAACUGCCGAUACUUGUGAUACUUCUUGUUAUGGUUAUGGUCAAGAAAUGUGUGGUGGUGAAUCGUCAUUCUCUGUUUAUUCAAUGGACGAUGCAGUUGAUGGUACUUCAAGUUCUUCUUCAAGCUCAAGCUCAAGCUCAAGUUCAAGUUCAAGUUCAAGUCCAAGUUCAACUCAUAGUAGUAAUAGUGUAUCUGCACUUAAUUCACAAAUGAAUAUAGCUGCUACUUCAAGUGUUUUAUCUUCACAAAUUACAUCUGUUACUAGUAAUUCAGAUUCAUUAGAUAGUGCUUCAACAUCAGUUGUUUAUUCAACAACUUUUCAUACAGAAGGUGGUUCAACAAUUUUUGUAACAAAUACAAUUACGAAAAGUGCAAUUCCAACAGGUUCUAAUAGUAGUUCAUCGUCAUCGAAUAAUAAUAGUUCAACAAAGAAAAAGACUAAUGUUGGUGCAAUUGUCGGUGGUGUUGUAGGUGGUGUUGUGGGUGCUAUUGUAAUUGCAAUUAUUGCAUUAUUUGGUGUAAGACAUUAUAAUAUGAAAAAGGAAGAAGAUAGAAUGGAAAAAGAAUAUCAAGAAGCAAUUAAGCCUGUUGAAUAUAAACCAAAUAAUAUUACUGAUACUUUAUCUUUAUCAUCUCAUGGUAGUCGUAGUUUUGAUGGAAAUAAUAAAGAAGAUGGAAUGUUUAGAUCUAGUGGAUCAACAGGAAAUUUUAAUCAAAAUAUGAUGAAUAAUACUAAUGAUAAUAUAAUGACCAAUAACAAUAACACUAAUAAUACACAUAAUAAUAUUAAUAAUAAUAGUAAUACUAGUAAUCCAUUCGAUGAUUCAAAGAGAAUAUCGACAGGUUCAAUAUUUACAGGACAACCAGGUUCAAACAAUGGGAAUGUUCUAACGGUGGUCAAUCCAGACCAGGACUAA
This is a messenger RNA of Maudiozyma saulgeensis, 1167 nucleotides long. The record is from the annotation of a GenBank genome assembly. Lineage: Eukaryota; Fungi; Ascomycota; Saccharomycetes; Saccharomycetales; Saccharomycetaceae.